CUCAAUUUUUCCUUUCCUACAAACUUUUGACAUUCGCAUUUGCGACACUGUUUUCGCGUUCUUUUUUCCCCUAUCCCCAAAAUGGUGCGCACCCCGUGGGUCGGCGGCAACUGGAAGUGCAAUGGCACUGUCGGAUCCAUCACGGACCUCUGUGGCGAAUUUGGGAAGACUGAGUUCGACCCAAAAACUAUUGAUGUUGUAAUCUUUCCUCCUGCCCUGCAUGCGCCGUUGACUCGCGAGAAGCUCCCGAAAAAGUACCACGUCGGUCUCCAGAACUGCUCGAAGACCCACAAUGGAGCGUUCACCGGGGAGAUCAGCGUGGAAAUGAUCAAGGACUUCGGUCUGCGUUGGAUUCUGGCGGGACACAGCGAGCGCAGACAGUACUACGGGGAAUCCGAUGAAGUUGUGGCGGAGAAGGUGAACAUCAUUCUCCAGGAGAAAGACCUCAACGUUGUGCUCUGCGUCGGCGAGCAACUGAAGGACCGUGAGGCAAACAAGACGAACGACGUCGUUGACGCUCAGCUCGCGGCAUGCCUUCCUAAGAUCUCCGACUGGGACCGCGUUGUCAUCGCCUACGAGCCCGUGUGGGCCAUCGGUACUGGCAAGGUGGCUACUCCGGCCCAGGCUCAGGAAGUCCACGAGCAUAUCCGCGAGUUCCUGAAGGCUAAAGUCAGCGAGGACGUUGCCAACAAAGUGCGAAUUGUGUACGGCGGAAGCGUGAACGCGUCCAACAGCACUGAGCUGAUCCUUCAGCCCGAUCUCGAUGGUUUCCUUGUUGGCGGAGCCUCCCUGAAGAAGGACUUUCUCGACAUUAUUGCCUCUGGCAUGAAGAAGAACGAGUAAAGCUCCCACAAUAUCGUUCCCAGUCUGCUCGUUCAGUCGCUGGGCGAGAAGCUGGAAGGAUAUAAAAGCUCAGUCACGUCAGGAAUGUGGUGCACACCGGGUGGGAAGGCUGACGAAAAAGACAGUUGUAUUUGCGCUUCCUGUGGCAGAGAACCCGGCAACGGAGCAAUCCUCGUGUUGUACACCAGAGUGUGGCCACGUCCAGAGAGACUUUUCGGAGAGCAUUAGUUUUGUUGUUAACUCCGUUUUUUUGCCACACUGAGCUUCUCACAGAGAGAGAGGAAAAGAAGGAAGAAACACAAAUUGUUUUUUAACGAUGCAUGGGCAAAGCGGUGUCGCUUUCACGGUUCGUCUCCGUGGCGUUGCAGGCACACCUGACAGGAAUACAUCUGCUCGUUUGCCUGUGAUAUCACAGGACGUUACGUCUCUAACUCCACAACUCGCUUCAAGUUGCGUUUUUUUGUUCCAGCAGAGUGCGUCAGUAGACAGUGACGAGGGAAACGGCACAAAUUGCGGGCCGUGUGCCCAGUUUGAAUGCGUAAACGUCGACACGCACCUCAGGAACUCUACCACCUAAAUAUCGCGUUCCACGUUUUUUUCCAAAAUGCAAUCACGCGAGGACAAUAAUGCAAUGAAACCGCGUCUUCGCGCGAACAAACGCACAUUUGGUGCUGUCAAGUUGUGUUGAAACGCAGCAUCCCAAAAUAUUCGGUUGAGCAUAAAGCUCACAUGAAAAAACGGAAUGACUAUAUAGGACGGCGGUGCAGACACACAUGUUUCAGUAGAAGUGCCCAGAGGAGCCUCAAGUGUCGCUAGUCCUUUUACGAACUCAACGCGCCACUGCAGAGCAAUACCAUUUGGCCUGCUUCACAAACGCUGUCGGGAAAGCGGGGUCAAAUACUUCACGAGCGCCAGCAGCUGUGGAGUGCUGUUUGCCGUGGAACUUAUAUGCAGCAGAUUAAGUAUAGAUGCAGCAAACGCGGUUGUUUUCCCUUUUGUUUCUUCCAGAGGACUCGUGGACGAGCAGGUGCCUGCAGCUGAGAGUCCAGACCGAAGUCCUGUUUCCAAGAAAGCAGGAAAGACAUUUUUCGCGAAGCUUCGUUGCGCCAAGAAGGAGUAGCCUUCAGGGUACAGGCUGCAAAGCCUUGUCUGAUACAGAGCAGAACGGCAACCGCGUGUCCGCCGGUCUUUGCCAAACACCAUGCUAAGUCAAGGAAGACACCCUUCAAAAUAUAUGACCCUUUCGUUUCUCUUAUCGGCGUUUUGAUAACUGACGACAAGAACUGUCAUGCGCUAUCGAAGCCAAGGUCAUUUUUCACCAUAUGUUGAAAUCUGUGCUAAGCCCCUUCUACAGAACUCUGGGCACACCCAGGGUGAUGCAUAUCCCCUC
Toxoplasma gondii ME49 is the source of this 2233-nucleotide messenger RNA. RefSeq names its product triose-phosphate isomerase TPI-I (gene TPI-I). Gene Ontology annotation, molecular function: triose-phosphate isomerase activity. The record is from RefSeq and is a predicted model, not a curated record. Gene Ontology annotation, biological process: gluconeogenesis; glyceraldehyde-3-phosphate biosynthetic process; glycolytic process. Gene Ontology annotation, cellular component: cytosol. Bases 82 to 843 code for a protein of 253 amino acids. The transcript is spliced from 5 exons. Lineage: Eukaryota; Apicomplexa; Conoidasida; Eucoccidiorida; Sarcocystidae.